AUGGGUUGCAUGAUGAAUUUGCACACGGCUGGCGCAUCACUUUGGUUCCCCAGUCCAAGUGAAGGCCACAGGAAGGAGGCUGGGUUUUGCUAUUUUCCCCAUCACCAUCGCCGUCGCCCACGUCAUCAUUCUUCUUUCUCUUGCGGUGACUUUCGACCCCCUCUCGCUUCACACACCAUCCAUUCCCAUUCUCUGACUGUGACCAAUGAAGCGCUGAAUGUUAUGAUUUCUGGUGCUCCCGCUUCUGGUAAAGGAACCCAGUGCCACCUCAUCGCCAACAAGUACGGUUUGGUGCAUAUUGCUGCUGGAGAUUUACUUAGGGCAGAAAUUGCCACCGGAAGUGAAAAUGGAAAGCGAGCCAAAGAAUACAUGGAGAAGGGACAGUUGGUCCCUGACGAAAUUGUUGUCAUGAUGGUCAAGGAUCGUCUCUUGAAACCAGAUUCUAAAGAAAAUGGUUGGCUUUUGGAUGGUUAUCCCAGGAGCUUAUCUCAGGCCACUGCACUUAAGGGAUUUGGGUUUGAGCCUCAUACUUUUCUUCUUCUAGAGGUUUCUGAAGAUGUGCUGGUGGAGAGAGUAGUUGGACGGAGAUUAGAUCCUGUUACCGGGAAGAUAUAUCACUUGAAGUAUUCUCCUCCAGAGACAGAAGAAAUAGCUGCAAGGCUUACCCAACGCUUCGAUGAUACUGAAGAAAAGGUGAAGUUGCGGUUGAACACCCAUCAUCAAAAUGUGGAGUCAGUCCUUUCCUUGUAUAAAGAUAUAACUGUUAAGAUUGAUGGAAAUGUCUCAAAGGAGGAAGUAUUUGCACAAAUUGAUAGUGUACUGACAAGUCUUGUAGAGAAAAGGAAGGCUGCUUCAGGAUCUGUUGUAGCAUAG
Molecule: messenger RNA, 873 nt
Organism: Sphenostylis stenocarpa
Lineage: Eukaryota; Viridiplantae; Streptophyta; Magnoliopsida; Fabales; Fabaceae
Source: the annotation of a GenBank genome assembly